CAUUUCUUUUAAGCGACAGGGUGUCUAGACACACACGUGACCGGGCGCGUCAAUGCGCACUGGAGACUGGAGACGGAGCAAGGGCACCCAAACCAUCCGCCUCAUUUCCAGACAGAGAGCCAUUUAGCCCACUCCACAGCUCCUCUGCUGCUCCGCACGGGCUCUUCAUUUUGUGUGUCAUAGCGUAAAAGCUGGAUUAUUUGUCGUAAAGAUAUCGUGUGCUGCGCCAUAGGGCUUCACUCUGUUUGUGUGGACGUGUAUCCUGAGGGUCUGUUUCUCUCUCCGUGUGGAUUUUCCCUUCUCCUCUGUAGCUCUUUGGACGGAGGCUCGUUCCUGACCAGAAGACCACAUCCUCUGCAGAGUAAAACGGAGAAAUACACUGAAAAAGUCAACGUCUCAGGCCAGUUCGUGCAGUGUGGACGGCUGGAGGAUUGUGUGGAUUAAUGCUACUGAAGAAACACCGCGCGGUCGUGUUUUAAUGGGCUAGAUCAGGCCUUAGAGUUAGUGGGAAAUGAGCAAUGUUUGGACAUGAAUUGUGGUGAAAACGUGGCGUAUAGGGGUCAAACUGUAGCAUAGGCUUCGGGCUGAGUCGUUUGGUUGAGUCGUUUGGCAGCGCGUUGGACCCUGGAUGUGACGCGGAGGCUCCACGGCGCUGCGCCUGACUGUCCCGCGAAGCUCCCCGGAGCAGAGCGCUUUUUCUCGCUCAUUUUAUAAAGUGGACGACAGUAGAGACUGGCGUAUGAUCCACAUUUUAUCCACUUGCCCUGCUGCCAGUUUUUCCACUCCUUUUCCUUAUUCUCAGGCUGCUUAUCAUCGUCUGGACUCGGAUCCCGGAAUCUUCAUGAUUUGCGGACACAAUGCUCGUUUUUUAGCCGGGAAAACCUCUUUUCGUCCCGCAUGUUUAGGACCAAACGAUCGGGGCUCGUCCGGCGACUCUGGAGGAGCCGCGCGCCCGUGGAGGGCGACGGGGAGGCGGACAGAGGGACGCAUGGCCCCGGGGGCUGCUGCAUGGGCAAAGCGACAAAGGUGGCUAAGUCCAAUGGCGCCGCUGAGGCCGAACUAAAGACGUUGACCCACUCUAUUCUAAAAAAGAUCAAAGAGAAACAAUUAGAGGUGCUGCUGCAGGCCGUGGAGUCCAAGGGGGGCGCACGGAGCCCCUGUUUGCUCCUGCCCAGCAAAGUGGACGCCAAAGUGGGUCAACAGUCUUAUUCUCUCCCCAUGCUGCUCUACAAAGUGUUCAGGUGGCCGGAUCUCAGGCAUUCCUCGGAGCUCAAGAGGCUGUCGUGCUGUGAAUCGUACGGGAAAGUCAACCCGGAGCUGGUCUGCUGCAACCCGCACCACAUGAGCCGGCUCUGUGAACUAGAGUCUCCUCCUCCUCCCUACUCCCGCUAUCCCAUGGAUUAUCUUAAACCACCAGAUUCUCCAGACUCUGGACCUUCAUCCAGUGACACUGGGGGAACGACAUACUCAGCCCCUGUGGGGCUUUCAGAUUCCUUGGUAAUGCAGGGGUCUGGUGAACGGGCCCAUUGGUGCGUGGUGGCGUACUGGGAGGAGAAAACACGUGUGGGCCGCCUCUACUCAGUCCAGGAGUCGUCUCUGGACAUCUUCUAUGAUCUACCUCAGGGGAACGGCUUCUGCCUGGGCCAGCUCUGCUCUGACAACAAGUCCCAGCUGGUGCAGAUGGUGCGGGCCAAGAUUGGCUAUGGCAUCCAGCUGACGCGCGAGCCCGAUGGGGUGUGGGUCUACAACCGCAGCUGCUAUCCCAUCUUCAUCAAGUCGGCCACACUGGACAACCCGGACUCGCGCACGCUGCUAGUGCACAAGGUGUUUCCCGGUUUUUCGAUUAAGGCUUUUGACUAUGACAAGGCGUGUAGCCUACAGAGACCCAACGACCACGAGUUCACACAACAGCCUCGCACGGGCUUCACGGUUCAGAUAAGCUUUGUGAAAGGAUGGGGACAGUGCUACACAAGACAGUUCAUCAGCAGCUGCCCGUGUUGGCUAGAAGUCAUCUUCAAUACUCGAUAGCAGCAGGCCCUCUUCCUACGGACUCACCUUUUUGUUCACGAUGAAAAAAGGGUUUCGAUGAAGAAGUAUUCUAACAGACUUUGUUUAUAAAUGACUAAGAUUUAAUUAAAUGAAAUAAGAAGUGAAAAUGUAUUUUAUGUUAUAUAUAAAUAUAUUAUUAAUUGUAAAUAUGAAGACAUUUUAUAUGCAUCAUUAUUUAUGUAUUGUGCAAUGUGUUGAUGAGAAAAAGAAAAUAAGAUGCACUUUGCUUAAUAUAAAUGCAAAACAAAGAAAUGCC
This is a messenger RNA of Periophthalmus magnuspinnatus, 2305 nucleotides long. It is a transcript of the gene smad7, whose product is annotated as SMAD family member 7. Gene Ontology annotation, molecular function: transcription regulator inhibitor activity; I-SMAD binding. Bases 898 to 2028 code for a protein of 376 amino acids. Gene Ontology annotation, biological process: BMP signaling pathway; regulation of transcription by RNA polymerase II; anatomical structure morphogenesis. The record is from RefSeq and is a predicted model, not a curated record. The transcript is spliced from 4 exons. Lineage: Eukaryota; Metazoa; Chordata; Actinopteri; Gobiiformes; Gobiidae. Gene Ontology annotation, cellular component: heteromeric SMAD protein complex.